AUGGCUGCCCCAAGAAGUGUUCAGCGCUUGCAGCAGACGCUGUCGCACGUACAGCCUCCCAACACUCAGCUGUCUCUUGUCGCUGGUCCGACGGAGCCGGCAUUGUUGGAUAUCACCUUGGGUGAGCUACUGACACUUCAAGCGCUGCAGUAUGGGGGCAUUGAGUGCCUGGUGUUCCCAUGGACCAAUGCGCGCUGGACAUACGGCGAGUUGAAAGAUGAGACCGAACGUCUGGCACGAGGCAUGCUAGCCUCGGGUAUUCAGAAAGGUGAUCGGGUUGGAAUCAUGGCAGGCAAUUGCGGGCAGUACAUCUCAGUCUUCUUUGCGGCCGCUCGGGUGGGAGCUAUUUUGGUGGUGUUGAACAACACUUACACCCCCUCCGAGUUAUAUUACGCACUUAAUCACAGCGAAUGCCGAUUACUUUUCAUGACUCCGCGAAUUGGCCGCCAUAAUCUCGAGGAAGUCCUCGCCGAGCUCGGUUCUAAUCCUAAGAAAACUGGCAAGUCGGACUCGUUGGAGGAAAUUGUUAUCUUGCGCGAAACCUACAAGAACUUUACCACCUACCACGAUGUCGUUGCUCGCGGCUUGUCGCAAGCCCCACACGUCCUACAGGACCGCGAGGCGGAAUUGCGUCCAGAUGAUGUCUGUAAUUUGCAGUUCACCAGUGGCUCGACUGGAAACCCUAAAGCUGCCAUGUUGACUCACCACAACUUGGUUAACAACUCGCGAUUUAUCGGCGAUCGGAUGAACCUCACCUCAUUCGAUGUUCUCUGCUGCCCACCACCGUUGUUCCACUGCUUCGGGCUGGUCUUAGGCAUGCUGGCGGUGGUAACUCACGGCGCCAAGAUUGUCUUCCCUAGUGAGACCUUCGACCCCAAGGCUGUCUUGCAUGCGAUCUCCGACGAGAGGUGUACAGCCCUCCACGGCGUUCCAACUAUGUUUGAGGCGAUUCUGAGCGUUCCCAAGCCCUCCAACUUCAACACUGCAAACCUUCGCACUGGUAUCAUCGCGGGAGCUCCUGUUCCCCGACCACUUAUGAAGCGACUCUUCGAGGAAUUGAACAUGACCGAAUAUACUAGUAGCUAUGGUCUCACCGAAGCUUCGCCGACAUGCUUCAAUGCGUUCACCACAGAUAGCAUCCACACACGACUGACCACCGUCGGAAAGGUGUUACCACAUGCACGUGCCAAGAUUAUUGAUGCGCAGGGCAAUAUCGUUCCUGUUGGCCAGCGAGGCGAGCUCUGCAUGGCUGGUUACCAACUGACCAAAGGAUACUGGAAAAACCCCGAGAAGACCGCCGAAACAUUCAUCACCGAUUCCGAGGGGGUCAAAUGGCUCAAGACCGGCGACGAAGCUUCCUUCAACGACCAGGGUUACUGCACUAUUACCGGUCGCUUCAAGGAUAUCAUCAUCCGCGGCGGCGAGAACAUCUACCCCCUCGAAAUCGAAGAGCGACUGACAGCACAUCCUCAGAUCGAGCUUGCAUCCGUCAUUGGAAUUCCCGAUCAGAAGUAUGGCGAGGUUGUCGGAGCUUUCAUCGCGAUCGCAGGCACCAGCCGACCCACCGAUGAUGAGCUGCGCGCAUGGACACGCGAAACACUCGGUCGGCACAAAGCUCCCCAACACGUGUUUGUCUUUGGCGAGGAAGGAAUCUCGAGAACGGUGCCUGUAACAGGAAGCGGAAAAGUCCGGAAGGUGGAGCUACGGCAGUUGGCGACGGAGGUGUUGGCUGCGCGCCACUAA
Messenger RNA from Penicillium antarcticum, 1743 nucleotides. It is a transcript of the gene sidI, whose product is annotated as putative long-chain-fatty-acid-CoA ligase. The coding region runs from base 1 to 1743 and encodes 580 amino acids. NCBI's taxonomy places the organism in Eukaryota, Fungi, Ascomycota, Eurotiomycetes, Eurotiales, Aspergillaceae. The transcript has 5 exons. Gene Ontology annotation, biological process: fatty acid metabolic process. The record is from RefSeq and is a predicted model, not a curated record. Gene Ontology annotation, molecular function: medium-chain fatty acid-CoA ligase activity.